UGUUUUUCUUAAAAGCUUAUCUCUAUUGUUUUUCCUUUUACUUAAAACCCUUUGAGUCGACUCGGACGAGUUGUCUCAAGCCCGAGAUUCUUCUUUAACCCUCAAACUCAGUUCACUUUUUCAUAGAGCUAGUUUAAAUUGGAAGCUCAAGUUCAAGCUCCAUCAGUCUGUUCAAUUUCUUUCCCUUUAUUAAGGGUAUAUUUAAUUUUAUUUUUGUUAUUUUUGUUAUACUACAUAAGCAUAUGGGGUUUGUUGGGUUGAUGUGAAAUUUGUGAGUCUGCCCAAAGAAAAAUUAGUAUUAUUGGGUUGAAGAAGAGAAAAAAAAAAGGUUUGUUCCUUCUGGGUUUGUUUAUGUCUCGGAAACUAGAGAGUCCUGUUCAGACCCAGAUGGCAGUUUCAUUGAUGAGGAGCCCUCUUGGGAGGGAGUACCAUGGGAGUCAGAGCCAGAGCCAGAGGCAGCCUGCUGGUAGGAGACGCGUGUUCAUCCAAACUGAUAAGGGCUGUGUUCUUGGCAUGGAAUUGGAUCGUGGUGAUAAUGUACAUACUGUCAAAAGGAGGCUGCAACUUGCUCUUAAUGUCUCUGUUGAAGAAAGUUCUCUUACUUUUGGUGAUAUUGUGUUGAAGAAUGACCUUAGUGCCAUUAGGAAUGAUUCGCCGCUUUUACUCACAAGGAAUCUUAUCCAUAGAAGUUCAUCUACUCCUUGUUUGUCCCCAAAUGGAAGGGAUAUCCAGCAAAGGGAUAAAAGUGGUCCUAUUGAGAUAUUGGGACAGUCCAAACGUCUUGAUAUAAUGAAACACAUGGUUAAGGAAAUUGUGAAGGCGAUUAAUAUGGGGAUAGAUCCAGUUCCUGCUACGGGUGGGCUUGGAGGUGCAUAUUAUUUUAGGGACUGUAAUGGGGAUAGUGUUGCUAUUGUGAAACCGACAGAUGAGGAGCCUUUUGCGCCAAAUAACCCUAAAGGUUUUGUUGGUAAAGCUCUUGGGCAGCCGGGGUUGAAACGAUCUGUUCGGGUUGGGGAGACGGGUUUUAGGGAGGUUGCGGCUUAUCUUCUUGACUAUGAUCAUUUUGCAAAUGUGCCUCCUACUGCCUUGGUUAAGGUUACUCACUCAAUCUUUAAUGUCAAUGAUGAGGUCAAUGGGAAUUGUUUUCGGAGAAAGAGAUUGGUUAGCAAGAUUGCUUCUUGUCAGCAGUUCAUACAUCAUGAUUUUGAUGCCAGUGAUCAUGGUACAUCAAGCUUCCCGGUUGCUUCGGUGCAUCGUAUAGGGAUAUUAGAUAUUAGGAUUCUUAACACGGACAGGCAUGCUGGAAACUUGUUAGUUAGAAAAUUUGGUAAUGGCAUUGGGACUUUUGGUCAGGUGGAGUUGAUUCCUAUUGAUCAUGGGCUUUGCCUGCCAGAAACUUUGGAGGAUCCUUAUUUUGAGUGGAUUCAUUGGCCUCAAGCUUCGAUUCCGUUUUCUGAGGAAGAGCUUGCCUACAUUCGCGAUCUAGACCCUGUUCGCGACUGCGAGAUGCUUCGUAUGGAGCUGCCAAUGAUUCGAGAGGCCUGUUUGAGAGUGUUGGUGCUCUGCACUAUUUUUCUCAAGGAGGCUGCUGAAUCUGGUCUCUGUCUUGCUGAAAUUGGCGAGAUGAUGACUCGUGAGUUCCACAGAGGUGAGGAGGAGCCCAGUGAUCUUGAGGUUGUUUGUUUGGAGGCAAGAAAGAUGUUGACUGAGCGGGAGGAAAUAUCUCCAAGGACUGAUGUGUUAGACGAUGAAUUCUUGUUCGAUAUCGACUGUGAUGAAGGUGGACCCGCGGGUUUCACACCAAAGAUGUCAUUGUCAAUGGAUGAUCCUCUCCUCAGAGCAACUUUUCAACAUACUCUUGGGAAUGGACAUACUCGCAGCCCACUUUCCAAAUUAGAUGAGAGCAUUGAAGAGGAGGAGGAGGGAAGUGAUGAAGAAUCUCCUCAGGCUCGAGAAAAAGUUCCAUCUAUUCCGGAGAUUACUGUUUCGCUGAAAAAUACUAUGUUAGCCGAGAAAAAGCAGAAACACUCUGGAGGAAAACCGGAAAAUGGCUACUCUGUGAAUACAUCAUCUAGCCAUAGGAGUGCGAAUGAGCAGCUUCCUACAAGUGUAAGCUUUGUGAAGGUUGACAAUAUGACUGAAGAUGAAUGGACCUUAUUUUUGGAAAAGUUUCAAGAGUCGCUGUAUCCAGCAUUUGCCAAGAGGAAAUCCAUAACUUUAGGCCAGAGGCAGAGACAGAGGCUCGGUACUUCGUGCCAGUUUUGAAGUUGAGCAUAUGUUGGUUUAUGAUGGAGAGAGCUAUAGAACAAAGAGUUAUGCCCUUUGGCUGCAAUAGAGGAUUGUUAGAAAUGGUUCUUGUUGAGAUUUGGAUGAAGUUAGGAAGAAUAAGAACCACUGUAAAUAGGCUUAAGCUUCGAGCCUUGUAGUUGUUUGCCUCUUGAUUUUAUGAUUUCAUUUCUUCUUUUUUUUUUCUUUGUUUUUCACCCUUUCUGUUUCUCUUUAACUUGUCGGAUAAAUAAUUUGUAGGGUAAAUUUGUGAAGUAAAAUUUAUGUAUAUUAUAAUGAACGAGAUGUAAUCUUUUUAACAUGUAGAUUUGUUGUUGGAAUGCCACA
This is a messenger RNA of Vicia villosa (hairy vetch), 2613 nucleotides long. Its product is annotated as phosphatidylinositol 4-kinase gamma 5-like. NCBI's taxonomy places the organism in Eukaryota, Viridiplantae, Streptophyta, Magnoliopsida, Fabales, Fabaceae. Bases 352 to 2265 code for a protein of 637 amino acids. The record is from RefSeq and is a predicted model, not a curated record. The transcript has 2 exons.